Messenger RNA from Uloborus diversus, 1133 nucleotides. Its product is annotated as mothers against decapentaplegic homolog 6-like. Gene Ontology annotation, biological process: transforming growth factor beta receptor signaling pathway; SMAD protein signal transduction; BMP signaling pathway. Bases 120 to 1133 code for a protein of 337 amino acids. The transcript has 4 exons. Gene Ontology annotation, molecular function: I-SMAD binding; transcription regulator inhibitor activity. The record is from RefSeq and is a predicted model, not a curated record. Gene Ontology annotation, cellular component: heteromeric SMAD protein complex. NCBI's taxonomy places the organism in Eukaryota, Metazoa, Arthropoda, Arachnida, Araneae, Uloboridae.
GUGGCGUGUUAAACCUGGUUCCGGAUACUACUACCACAACAAUUGGUGCUGUUUGUGCAACUCUCCGCAGCCGUGAAGCCGCUGCAACCACGGACCGCACAAUAUGUUGCGGUUCUUUGAUGAGUUCUAGACGGGGCGCUUUGAUUAAACGCCUGUCUAAAUUAGGACCUGAUGGGACAACGGCGCGUAGAAAAGAGACAUUAUUGAAGCGGCUGGACUUGAACCAACUACAAGCCCUGGCGGUAUCCAUUGACAGUUACGGUGCGGAGGAUACCCCCUGUGUCCUCCUGGCCGCGGGAGACCCGCAGCGGCUGGGCCGCUCACCACCUCUCUCGCCCCAUCUUUUCUGUCAAAUGUUUAGGUGGGCAGAUGCUUCUUCCUAUGAACUACACCAACUACCCAUGUGUAAAACACAAGCAGACCUUACGUACAUUUGUGUCAAUCCUUACCAUUGGAGUAGAUUGUAUAAACCAGAUACGCCACCCCCGCCAUAUUGCAGGCGUCCUCAGGAAAUAGCUGAAGACAUCGAUUAUUUUUCUGAGUUUACAGAAAGCGAUGAAAUAUCACAAGAGACUAGGUUUUCUACACAUAUUUCUAGUUGCAGUGAAUCUCGUCCUUGGUGCAAAAUAGCUUACUGGGAACUGUCAAACAGAGUGGGGCGCCUGCUUCCGGUCUGUCAACCUACUAUUAAUGUGUUUGCCAAUCUACCUCAUGGUGAUGGACUGUGCCUUGAAACACUGUCGAGGUCACGCCUCGCAGAUAACUCUUCGGUCUCUCAAACCAGGGCGAAGAUCGGACAUGGAAUUUCCAUCUUCAGAGAAGACGAGGAGGUUUAUGUUUACAAUCGCUCAGAGCACCCAGUCUUUGUGAAUUCUCCUACCCUGGACCCGCCCAAUACAGCAAAAUUAACUGUAUACAAGAUAUUACCUGGUUACUCAGUGAAAAUCUUUGACUACGAAAGGGCCAGGUAUAACCAAAGGUUGUUGGACCCUUCGCUACUAAAAGAUGGGCCUUUCGACCCAAAUGCCGUCCGUAUCAGUUUUGCUAAAGGCUGGGGUGCAGCUAAGUAUUCAAGACGGUUUGUUACCUGCUGUCCUUGCUGGCUGGAAGUGAUAUUCCUUGUCAACAGGUGA